CGACGUGUUAACAAUCCAUGUUUCGAUGUUUUCAGAAGAACAUCGCUAGUUCGAUGAUAAAGAAUUCAAACACGAUGCCGGUGUUUAUUUUCUACUAAGAUCGCCCAUCCCGGUAUGCGAUACGCGAGACAAUGUCGUUCAUCCGAACUAUCCUAUUCAACGAAUGUGCAAGGAGGGCGUGCAUCGAGCCCCGUGCGAUGAAAUACGACGCGCCGAGCCGUCGAGUGGCGUCCUCUGGACCGUGUAAGAUGUGCAGUAUAGCAGUUCAGUCGUAAGGUAAAUGCAAAGAGAGGAUAAAUGGUAAUGUAAUAAACGUGCUCUAACCUACCUCUACAUCACAUCAGCUCGGCGCGACUAGACUUUGCUUACGUAUUGGUGGAUAUCCUGUCGCUAGAAAAACAGAGAACCAUUGUUUUCUUCUCCAGGUCGAAAGGGUGGCUGGGUAUUCCAGCACUUGGAAGCCGAAAACGUCUAUUUCUAGUCCGAAGCAUAAUAUAUCAAUAGAACAAUACAAUGUCCACGCAAUUCCUAGGGUGUACCGUGUCGGUCAAGUGCGACGAGUCACUUGGCACUUACCAAGGCCAAAUUGUCGACCUUAACGGCCAAACCGUCACUUUGACAAAGGCUUUUCGAAACGGGGUACCUUACCCCUCUCCGCAAGUUGUUCUGUCUGCCAAGGACAUACUUCAUAUAGAAAUAAUCUCAACAGAGGAAGCUGAGGAUUGCCGUGAUGAAGUUCAGACUUCGAGCAAAGUCACGGUGAGGCGACCCAUUGCAAAACGAGCUGGUAGAUCCGUUUCUGAAUGCAUUCCACCUUUGGUACUUCCUAAUUCCGAUAUUCAACAGCAAUCUAAUGCGCGGAAACCGCUUGAUUCUAUGCAGUCACACCCAGAGCCUGCUGCUAAUGGAAAAAUAUAUCUAGGCGAGAUAAGCACAAAAAACCAGAAAAGGAGUUCGCAACGACAAAGAUGGCAGGAGAAAGAUGAACAAGCCUUUGGAACACCCAUAGAUCAGUCGAUGGAGCAGGACUUUGAUUUUGAGAAAAAUUUAGCACUGUUCAAUAAGGAGGCUGUGUGGCAAGAAAUAAAUUCCUUGAAGCCAGACAUCGUUCGUCAAUCUGAAAACACCAGAGGAAGUGUACCAAAAUAUCGUCACGAUGAAAACGUAAUAGAAUCCGAACCUACAGCAUUCAGACAAAUUGCAGUGCCGUCCGCUGGUAUCCGGGAAUAUGUAACUGACGAUGGAUUAGUAAUUCCUAGCAUAACGGUCGAUCUCCAUCGUCAAUUAAUCGGUGCUGCUGAUAGACUAGGUAUUAGCUGGGAUCGCAGGGUCGAGUUACUGGGUCGUGCAGGAGCGGAAAUAAUUCUACAGCUAUUGGGUGGUGGGCAUAGACUAAACCCGAACAAUGCGCACCAAUGGCCAACGGUAGUCGCCCUGUGUGGACCCCACAGGUCAGGAGCUGCGGGUGUCAAUUGCGCUCGCCAAUUGUCAAGUCACGGGGUGAAGACUGUCGUGUACGUUGAAAAUUCGGAAGACGUCUUCCUGCUGCAGGAAUUGUCGUUGUACAAGCUAUCGGGAAACAGGGUUGAAACUCGGUACAAGAAUCUUCCCGCAGUAGCUGAUCUCAUACUCCUCGCUCUUGGCGAGGAAGGCUCGCCAAGGACAGUUGCUCCCGUUGCUACAUGGGCGAACAGCAAUAGAGCACCAGUUCUUGCAAUUGAACCCCCGUCAGCUGGGACUCCAGGAAUUAUGACAAAAUUCAGUCUCCUUGGUGGAUUGCCCCUGUCCCAUAGCGCGGAUAACGGAAGAUUGUAUCUUUGCAAUUUGGCCCUACCUGCUAAAGUAUUUUCGGACGUUGGUAUCACUUACAGAUCUCCGUUCGGACCGAAAUUCGUUAUUCCACUUCAUUCCAACAGCUCCUAGCAGAUUCCUAUGACGUUCAUCACUUCCGUGAAGGUACCUUAGAAUCGGCUUCUCUAAAUCUGUCAUUAUGCGAACUGAAAUCAACGACCCACGGAUUAUUAAUUACUCGAACAAAAUAAUUAAUUAUCCAGUUUUUAUCAUCAAACUAGUUUAAUAUGUAUCUAAAUAUCAACGCCCGCGAUUGUCGCGUGUUCCGUACGCGUGUUUGUUAUUUACGCGGUGUGUUAAUUAAAUCGACAUUGGACUACUGUCCGUUUCUUAAUUUUGUCAUGCGCUCUUUUUUAGGAGCGAAUUUGUCUCACGUGACUUUUGUAAUUACGAGUACAGUGGAACCUCGAUUAACUGGGCUGCUCAAGACCGAAGAAUCCACGAAUAAGUGAAAUCACGGUUAAUCCGAAUUAUUAGUAAUUUUCGAUCGAUUCAGUAGUGACUGCCGAGCAUGUGAUGCAGUCAGUGAACUACGAGUAUUUUCACAAGUCUAAUCCCUUUUCAAGACAACCGCUAAUACCCGGUUACUCACGCGUGGCGCAGAGGCGCUCCAGAGGGUCACGGUUAAUUCGCUCCCCGGUUAAACCAAUCCCAGUUAAUCGGGGUUCUACUGUAUACCGUUAGCUAGUAUCCAUAACUAUUAGCUUGUUUGUAUUUUUUUUUUUUUUUAAUGUUGAUAGCAUCUAAUCGUGGGCCACAGCUGUUAUAGUUUCAGCGACCAUUGCUGAUUAGUUUGUCGAAGUUGCUAGAAACUAAUAACAAGGUGGAAAAAACCUGUACGUUGCAAAAUGAAAUUUAUAUAUCGUUUGGCUCACGCCUUGCAGCGUCAAGAAAUGUGCAAAUUGUUAUUCGUUCCGUGCUCCUAUUUAAAAAAAAUAUAAACUUGAAUCACGUCCAGUUCAUAUAUAUAUAUAUAUAUAUAUAUAUAUAUAUAUAUGGAUUGAAACUUGCUUAAAUUGUAAUUAUCAUAUUAAUUAAUUUAUUUAUAUUUUAUACAUAGUUGUAUAUCGAGAGAGAGGUGCUGGGUAAGUACCGAGUGUUGAUGAUUCUGUCAACGGUCUACCAUAAGUUGAUGAUUGUGUACUAUUGUAUAGCCAUAUUAUUACGACGAUGACUAUUCUUAUUAUUAACAUAUAUACAUGAUGUAAAAUUGUACAAUAGAAGAUCAAGAAUGCAGCAGUAA
Neodiprion virginianus is the source of this 3094-nucleotide messenger RNA. It is a transcript of the gene Edc3, whose product is annotated as enhancer of mRNA-decapping protein 3. Gene Ontology annotation, biological process: P-body assembly; deadenylation-independent decapping of nuclear-transcribed mRNA. Gene Ontology annotation, molecular function: mRNA binding. The transcript is spliced from 6 exons. Lineage: Eukaryota; Metazoa; Arthropoda; Insecta; Hymenoptera; Diprionidae. Gene Ontology annotation, cellular component: P-body. The record is from RefSeq and is a predicted model, not a curated record. Bases 514 to 1923 code for a protein of 469 amino acids.